GUCAAUAUUCAUGUCUGGCAAGAUGGCCAAGAACCCACAUAUACACACAAGGAGAGAGGGGCACACGCACAUGCAUGAUAGACACACACACAUGGUGGGCGGUGCGUGUCUGUGGUGCAGGCAGGCAUGACAAAUACUACCGACGCAGCCUGCAAUACGUACGUACCGUGCACAGUCCCCCCCUCUCCUUGGUCUCUGUCUUUCCAUCUGUCCGUCUGUGCGUCUGUCUAUCUGUCUCUGUGUACGUCCCAUAUGUCGAAUGCCCUCAAGCUCAUCUCAACGCCGCCCUGCACAAUCCUCCGCUUCUUGGCCGCCCGCAUGCGCAUCGCACCGAACAGCUCGUCUCGUGCAUCGCCCCCGCACAGCAGCCAGGCGCGGCCCCCUCCCGCCCUCUCGCACACAAACGCCCUCAUCGCCUCCCACGACUCCCUGCCGUCACUGCUCAGCCGAAUGUCCCACGGCGGAUUGCUCACAAUCACGUCGGGCUUGUCGCGGUGCGGCAACUGCAGAUGGGCAAUGUCGUUGUGGGAAAAGUGGAUGUGGUCACUCACACCAGCCCGUCUCGCUGCGGGGCCAUCGCAAUGGCGCCCUCGUGCCGGUCGCUGCCGUAGAUAACGACAGGCGCCUCGGCCCCUUCUGCUGCUGCUAUGUCCCUCUCGCCCUCAACAGAUUUCCGCAACACCGACCGUCACACAAGCUCGUCGAAAUCAGGCCAGCGGCAGAAGGGAAAAGGCCGCACCACAGGCGACAUCAUGCCAUUGAUGACUCCCUCGCCAUCCGAAUCAUCCAAACAACCAUCCAGAUCGUCGCCAUAAUGGUCGUGCCGAUAGUCUUCGCCAAGAGGGGGCCUCGGUGGCGCGUCGUAAGUCCUAUGAAGGUGGGUGAGGAGGCUGACGGCCCGGCCCUCGGCGUCUGGGGCGACACGAGUCCCUUUGGUCCGAUAGGGAUCGACGUUCAUGUCUGCGAGGAAGGUCUCGAGGCGGACGACGCCGGGCAUUCGGCGGGUGGCCAUAAGGGCCGCCUCGAUGGGGAUCGUGCCGGAGCCGCACAUGGGGUCGAGGAUCACCUGGCGCGACUGCGGGUCCCACUGG
Molecule: messenger RNA, 1091 nt
Organism: Vitrella brassicaformis
Lineage: Eukaryota; Vitrellaceae
Source: the annotation of a GenBank genome assembly